GGCAAUGAUAGCAAUGGCAUAGUCGUGAACGCCGGCGCGUCUUCCCCGCUUGAUCCCUGGCGCCCGGGGUAGCACCUCGACUGUGAUUCGCUGGCCUCGUUUAGAGCGCGCCGCAGGCGUUACGUCACGCUGAAACUCAUGUGCCCUGGUAAUCGCUCAAUCAGGCAGUUCGCCGCGCUGUUACGUUGCACGCGCUGAUCUAGCAGAGUGGUGAUCGAUGGACACCCGUUGAAGUCACUGAUCGUUCUCGCCCGUCGUUCGUGACCACCGUAGAAAGACGGUCGCCGCGUUUUUCGGAACGUAUAGCGAGGGCUCGCUACGAGCGCCCUCGCUUGGUCGACCAACGUAGUUUGGCCAGUGAUGCAUGCGCGCAAGAAAUUCCCUCCCACCCGAAGGAAAGUUCAGCUCGAGCUGCAAUGGGCACGACCGCCCUGCACUUCUCGAACAGCGAGGGUGACUGCAGCUUGGUGAACAGCCUCGCCAACGACAGCGCUACUCGCUGCUUGCUCGCUAGAAGCCUUGAAGACUGCGACGCUGGCCGUGCGAUUCUGCCGUACGUGGAUUUCCUGUACUGCAGAGGAGACCAGGGUGCGAGCUUUCCCUCGCUGCUGCUUUUGGUCCUGUGGCUCGCGACCUUGUUUGUGGCGCUGGGGUCAACGGCCAGCUCCUACCUGUGUCCAGCACUCGUGCACAUUUCAAAGGCCCUUCAACUCUCGCAGGGUGUCGCCGGCGUCACUUUUCUGGCAUUCGGUAAUGGAGCGCCGGACACCAUCGCAACGAUCGCCAGCAUCCGGCGUGACCGCACGGCAUUGGCUAUCGGUGAGCUGUUCGGAGGAGGCACCUACGUCGCGACCAUCGUCGUUGGCCUUAUCUUCAUCAACAACGACUUCGAGCUGAUCCAGUCAUCCCUCCUGAGAGACGUCAUCUUUUAUCUGGGGGCUUCCUUUUGGGCCUUCACGCUUUAUUUCAACAGAUGUAUCAGACUAGCUGACGCAGUUGGCUUCAUCGCACUUUACUUAUUCUACAUAACGGUUGCGGUCUGGGGCCAGAAGUUGAUUGCCAGACUGAGCAGGAUUCAAUUCCGCCGGGAAGUCUCUGCGAGCAGGCGCGUCUCCCGAGUCAGCUUCAGCAACGUUGAUAAAGAAAUCAGCCAGUCUUUGAACAGCAGUUCUCUUGCCAGGAGCGACAAAGGUGAUGAAGAAAGUCAAGAUCUGGCUUCUCUGGCCGAAGCGAACGACGUGGUCAGCACGCCACCGCCGUUUCUGACCAGACCCCGCUUGCGUCGAUCGUCCUCAGGUAUCAGUCUGCACCACCAUCACGAAAAUGCAAUCUACUACUUCACUGCCUCAGUCGAAGAAGACCAAGAAGAGGCUCCAGAAGUGGUGGAUCCACGGCGUGCGUCACGAUGGAGCCAGGCCUCGUUCAAUUUCGUCGCGUCGUCUGUGUUCCCUGGCGAGGCAACACCGCUGCUCGGCCCGUCGACUGACGAGAAGAUGCCCCCGACAUACAGUGAGUGGAUCGAGUUUCUUCUGCACGUUUCCCCCGUGGAACCUGGCGAGUGGAAAGACAAGCGUCUCUGCUACAAAAUCUACGACGUACUGACCCUGCCCAUUUCGCUGGUGCUUGUGCUGACCAUACCGGUGGUGGACCACGAGAACCGUCAUGCCAAUUGGUCCCGACCGCUUAAUUCUCUGCACUGCGUCACUGGUCCGAUCGUGGCCCUAAGCAUUUCUGGAAUUUUAACUGUACGCAUUGGCGACAUGGUGCCUGCCUGGUGCGUAGCUCUUACGUUAGGCGUCGCAUUGGCCUGCCUCGUCUGGUUCACAUCGUCGGUGCAUGAGCCACCGCGUUACCACCUUGUAUUUGCCUACGCUGGCUUUGCCAUGUCUAUCGUUUGGAUCUACGGCGUCGCCACUGAGAUAGUGGCACUCCUCAAGGCAUUCGGCGCUCUGUACGGCAUCAGUGACGUCAUUCUUGGUAUGACCGUUCUCGCGUGGGGCAACAACAUUGGGGACCUGGUGACCAACCUGCAGCUGUCGCGCCAGGGCUUUCCGCAGAUGGCCAUGGCAGCUUGCUUCGCCGGACCCGUACUAGCACUGCUACUAGGUAUCGGUGUUGCUUUCAGUAUGAACCUCGUAUCGAGAUCCGUGUCAAGCAUAGAGCUGCACUACAGCGAGCUGCUCCCGCUGAUAUACGGGGCGCUCGUAAUUGUCCUGUUUGUGCUUCUUCUGUCGGCGCUUGUGACGUGGUUCCGUUCGUCUCGCGUUGUCGGGGCAAUCCUCAUACUCUUCUAUGUACUCUUUCUUCUCUCUACUGCGCUUGUUGAGAUAUUCCUUAUCCAAAAGAAAUAACAUACGCAGCGUGUUGCCAAUCUAGAAUUGCAUAUGACAGCUAUCUGCAUGCGUUUCUCGAUUGCAUGCUUGUGGCCAUUGAUUAAAACGCUAAUAGCUUGAAAGGCCCGAGUGCUCAGGGUUUUUCUCUCUUUUUUUGCUGAAAGUAUAGUCUACAGUGAUUUUCCGCGAGAAAGUUUUGACUGGGUUUGUGGCACUGGGGCUUCUGUUCUAGCUCUCAGCGUCGUUUUAGUUCAGCAGUGUCGCCAUUUUUAUGUGUUUUUAUGUUUUCGGAAGCCAUACAAUACUGCUUGCUCCAAUUUGAGUCUUGAAAAGCACAGAUCGGGCCAUCAGUGUUUGGCCCGUAUGAGCGAGCGGCAGAGUACGACUCUCAUUGUUUUAAGCUAUUCUCGUCAUUUGCUGCGCGCUAAAGGGGUUUGUUGUGUAGGUUGUACACGCAUGUUCAUUUUAAUAUUUUUGUCGCGCAUUUGACUUACGCAUCACCUGAAGCGAACGUUGAUUAAACUUUUUUCAACACUGCGU
This is a messenger RNA of Rhipicephalus microplus (southern cattle tick), 2873 nucleotides long. RefSeq names its product mitochondrial sodium/calcium exchanger protein. Gene Ontology annotation, molecular function: calcium:sodium antiporter activity. NCBI's taxonomy places the organism in Eukaryota, Metazoa, Arthropoda, Arachnida, Ixodida, Ixodidae. Gene Ontology annotation, biological process: intracellular calcium ion homeostasis; monoatomic cation transport; transmembrane transport. Gene Ontology annotation, cellular component: membrane. The record is from RefSeq and is a predicted model, not a curated record.